Elgaria multicarinata webbii is the source of this 7085-nucleotide messenger RNA. It is a transcript of the gene RTTN, whose product is annotated as rotatin. Gene Ontology annotation, biological process: centriole-centriole cohesion; centriole replication; ciliary basal body organization. Lineage: Eukaryota; Metazoa; Chordata; Lepidosauria; Squamata; Anguidae. The record is from RefSeq and is a predicted model, not a curated record. The transcript has 49 exons. The coding region runs from base 7 to 6759 and encodes 2250 amino acids. Gene Ontology annotation, cellular component: centriole; ciliary basal body; centrosome.
GCAGCGAUGGCUGGGGGUGUUGCUGCUGCUGCUGCACCACCGUCUCAGGCGGAGCUGUCCUUGUCGCCACUCAUCCGGAAGCUUCGUCAUCAACUGACUGAGAUUAGAGAACGAGCUCUUAAGAAUAUUUUGUGCAAAUUAGAUCACAAUUUGAUUACAUAUGCUGAUUUGGUUCAAGAAAAGCUGCUAUUUUUCAGUCUUUUAGAGUGGUUCAACUUUCCUAUAGUACCAAUGAAAGAAGAAGUUCUAAACUUAGUGAGCAACUUGGUGAAGCACCCAUCUGCUGUGGAGCAAUUGGUUGGAAUUGGAGCAGUGGAGUUCUUCUCUCAACUUCGUCCAAAUGUGGAGCCAAAUCUGCAGACUGUGAUUGAUGGGAUUCUGGAUGGACUAUUUGUUCUGCCUUCAGAAAUAUCUUCUGAUUAUCAGGCAAUGCCUUAUCAAGCUCAACCCUUGCCAACAGCAGCUAAUUCUGUAUUGCCCCGGGAACCUCAUGCUGGAUACUUUCAACAAGAGAAAAGUCAUUUACAAGAAACAGAAAUACCACCCAAACAGCCAGCGGUAAAACAUGGAGCGAAGUGCUUGAAGUUUUCUAUGUUUCCUUGGUUAUCCUUGACUACAACAGAUAGGCAUGUUCUUUCCUCAAGUGAAAGCUCACUGAGAAGCAAAAAUCACAAGUUAAUUUGGAAUACUUGUGAACUUCUGCAAGAUGUUAUCAUGCAAGACUUUCCUGCUGAGAUCUUUCUCCAGCGGCCAAAGAUUGUUCAGAGUCUUCUGUCUCUAACAACGCUGGCUCUUGGGAGAGAUGGACAACACCGCUUGGCCUUACAGGCUGUCUUAUGUCUGCAGCAGUUAUGUGUCUUCUUAAGGAACAGACUUAAUUUUCAUAGAGAUCCAAGUUUUGUCUCUACUGAAACAGGUACCAUUUCCCAGAAUUCUUCAGUGUCACAUGGCCACAAUGCCAGAAGACUCUCUCAUUCUCAGAAUCCAUCCCCUGGAAGUAGUAGUCCUCGACCAUCUGUGAUAGGACGUACAUGUCAACGUCCUAGAGGUGAUGGUCAAGAUUGGGAUGCAGCAUCUUCCAGCGGAAGCAGUUCUCAUGCUAACACAAAUUCCAGAAUAUCUGUUCCAUCACCUUUGGACAUGGGUCAUAUUGACUUGCCAGAACUGGAAAAUGAGGACACUUUGGAAUUACAAUUUCAACAGCUUAGUCUUGCUCAAUUCUGUGUAGCUGUUUUGGAAUAUGCUGUACCUCUUCUACGAACAGGUGGUAGGAGAGUAACCAUGCAAGUUCUGGAGUUGCUUGCUGAAGACCUUCUGCUUAUUGUUGAUGCCGUGUCUGAAGAUGUUUGGGAAGACAGCAGUCUCUUUGGGCUAGAACUUAAGGAAAAGCUGCUUGAAAUCCUAGAUUCAUUGGGGGAAACCAUUUCCUACCAUAACAGUAAUGCAAGUUCAGAGCAGCCCGAACUUUUGACAGUGCACCACAGAAUUGCAUUUGUUAGUGUUUCACUUUUCACAGUUCGAUUACUGCAAGCUCUUCUCCCUGUAGAGAAGGCCAGCCGUGUUUUACCAGAGAGUUUGCUGACCGCUUUAUUUGUCCUUUCCCUGGACAUGCCUUUCUCUUUGGAAUACCCAAGUAUUCAUGAAUCUGUCACCGCAUAUUUGGAACAAAUGAAUUCGGAAAAUUACAGCAUUUAUAAACAAGCUGCUGAUGCUGCAUAUUCAAUUGAGUGCACCUGUAACUUUAUGCUGGAUGUCCACAAGGAGGGAGAAAAAAAUCUUAUUGAUUUACUGGAGCUGGCAGAACAGGCCCUAAAAAGCCUUCCAUAUCAUCAAUAUUUUAUUUUACUUCAGGAAGUUAUCAACAUUUGUUCAGACAUCUGGAAGUCUGCCCAAGCCAGCCCAUUUCUGCAGGCUGAGAGUCAGAAGGUGCUCCUCCAUCUGUUGUCCCAUCCUCUGUUGAAUAUAAGAACUGAAGCUUAUCGCUGCUGCCUCAAAAUUGUUAAGGAAUGUUUAGGCAUUCAUAAUAUCUCUAAACCAGUUUCUUCAGUCAGCUGUGGAAUACAUUUCUUGCUUCAUCCCAAAGUUCUCUAUGAAAUCUGUAGUUUUGGCCUUCAAGACUCCCAACAUGAGGUAUGCUCAGCUGCCACGUUUGUACUGAUGUAUCUUCUUCAGAGCCGAUUGAUGAUGGCAGCAGUGACCUGGAACAAGUUUAUUGAGGCCCUUUAUCCUGUUGUUCCAAUUCUUCAGGGUUAUGCGGAUACUGAAGAACCUCUGGGUAACUGCAUCCUCACACUGAGUGAAACAACUGCUGAAAAAGAAGGGAUUCUCCCAAGAACUACUAGACUUAGGGCUGCCCUGCGUCUUCUGUUCUCGAAAAAACCAUUAGUUCGUUCCAUGGCACUGAAACAUUUAAUGUUUCAUCUUACGGUUGAAGAAGAGGCAAACCUGAAGCGCACACUACUGCAUGGUAGUGCCUUUUCCAGCAUUCCCAACUUACUUAUUGUGGAAAAGCCUAUAGAGCUCAAACUGGAUGAUGCAAAAGAGUCCGUUUUCAAGGCUGAAACAGUUGUUAAACUGUACAAUAUAUUUAUCUCUGACACUAUUGAUCUAGUUUUGAGGAAGUCUGCAGCUGAACAAUUAGCUGUGAUUAUGCAAGAUUCUAAAAUGCAUGACAUCAUCAAAAAUAUGGGUGUGAUAGACAGAAUACUUGCUUAUUUUACUGAAUGUGUUGACCGGGAUGGCAAGAUUAUGGACUGUAUGAUGUUGCCAUGUCUUAUGCUCUUACGGAAACUUGUAUAUGCAGACCCAGUGAAACGUCUUGCAUUGGCCUACCAGCCUUCUGUCUUGCUUAUGUUGCUUAGAGUUUCCUUGAUGUUCCAAGACUAUAAUGCUGUUGUGAGCGAAGUAGCAGCACUGCUUUCUCUACUACUGUUUGAUGAAGCAGCAAGAAAAGAGAUGUGGGCUGAUACUGUUCUCUGUGAUUCUAAUAGCGUUCUCCCCUUUAGUUUGCCUAUUGCUAUUGUGAGACGGUAUCAUCUACCUGUCAGAGUCUCUGCUUAUCAUGCUGUGAGCCCUAAUUCCGUAGUGUUACCAUUUUCUGGUGAACUCUGGGCCUUGAAACCUGUGUCAGACAUGCUUAAAAUGGCUUGGAACUUGUCUUGGUUCCAUGGAGUUGAUAACCUACUAAAACUCUCAAAUUAUGAGACAGGAGCAAAACAAUUUUUAGACACAUUAAAGCUCUCCUCGGAGGAUAUUAUUACACUGAAGAUGACACACGCAACCAGUGGACUGCAAGACUGUCUUAAUUCCAUCAUCCAAGCAGUGUCCCACAAGGAAGUUAGGGCUGCUGUCACAAGAAUGAAUUUUUAUAUUCUGAAUGACAGGCUGGCAUUAAUGUGCAGCAGUGGCCCUUGUGGGGCCACUUUGAAGUGCUUGGCUUGGCAAACAGCAUUAAGCAGAUUUCUUCAGGUGCUUCCAGCUUCUUCUGAAGAUGAGAAACUCCUGGCUGAUGUCAUAUGUUUUCUAAACAAGUUUCUAAAGGAACAGAAGGAUGCUUCGGAGGUAGAACACCUAAAAUGGAUCCUGGACGUAGUCCUGAAGAAUAAUCCAAAAUCUCUCCUAGAUCUUGUGGUGCAGCCAGAAUCCCAGGCACAAGUUGAAAUAGAUGACCUAAAGACUGCUGUUAGACAACAACUGCAGAAAGAAUUGAUUGCUUUCUUUAAUACACUUCUGCUCAGCUUCAUGUCUGCUUCUGACAGAAAGGAUCUAGAACUUACUGGCUAUUUCCGAACAGAACUAGCCCUGAAACUUCUGCAGUAUUUACGAGUAACAGAUGUCCCUCACUUCUACGGAUUACCUUCCUUGGAAAGAACAUUAAGAGCAAUGGUUCAUGUUACUGCACUCCCAGGUUGGAGUUCAUACUCUGUUUCAAUGGAGCCAUUCACAAUUUGCAAGAAAUACUUAGCAGGACUUCUUGAGGUCAUCUCAUCUUUCUAUGUUGAAUGGGGAGGAAACGCCAUGUCUUUCAUGGGGAAAGGUGUCACAAAGAGCACCGUCCUUUGUUUGCUUCACUUGUCCCAUGAAAUGAUGGUUCAGGCUCCAAAUACGGACUGGGUAUCUCUCUGGUUCUUUCCAUACAAUAACAGUGAAGAACAAAUUCUUUCUCGGCAAGGCUUGGCUUGGCUGAUUCCAUUAUGGGUAGAUAGAGACCCAGAGGUGAAGUUCACCUCACUUGCAAUAGGAUCAGCACUUACGUCACUUGAUGUAGGUUGCUUUGCUUUAGCUGAAAGCUGCCAGAACAUAUCAGGAGGCUUAUGGGGAACAGUGAUUAACAUCUUUCUGGACAAAACCGAAUGCAGCAUGGUCCGAAGAGAGGCUGCAUUUAUUCUUCAGAAUCUAUUGGUGAUCCCACUGCCCACUGAAGAGGUUAAAGACCCCAUUUGGCAGGGGCCUUGUGUGCAUGAUGAAGAAUCUGGUCUAUCUCUGACUGGGAAACCUGCCCUGCAGGCCUUGUUAUAUCACUGCCACUUCUAUGAACAGUUGAAUGAGAUGGUGAAUGAGUGCUACCUAGGUCGGUAUACAUUUGAUCUGAAUUGUUCCUUGGAAGACAGCCUGGCAGCAGAAAAGAAUAGUAUAAAUGAUUUUGAUGAUUCUCUCUCUUUUUUGAGAAUCCAGUCUAGUCAAAGCCAAUCUCCAAGUUCCCAGUCAACAUCUGACACUGUGAUCAUUUCAGCAUCACCAUCUAUGGGAUGUGGGGUGGAACUACAAGCAUCCACCUUGCCACCAAUUAGUAUUCGUGAAGUGCCAGCUAAUCGACUCACAGCUCAAGGUCAGAGUGACACAACCACAACAGCAUCUUCAAGUCCACAUGAUUCCCUACAGUCUAUCAUUAGACCUAAUCAGUGUGCAGUGGUCACACCUCCUCUCCUCUCAGCUGUGUGCAGCUUGCUGGACAACCUGCUGAUUGUCACUCCAAAAGACACUGGGAUUGCUCUUCAGCGAGCACAUACACUAACUGCUCUCAGUAGUAUGGUAAAUUCUGGCUUGAUAGAGAGAUGUGUCUUGGAAAUGAAAGCGCCUCUGCCUCAGCCAUCUCAUAUGCAGUAUGCAAAAAUCCAGAUUUUGUUUCUGCUGCAGUUUGUUUCAGCAUUGUCCCAACUCCUACGGUCAUGCUUGUUGGUAGAUACUCGUCUUGUGAUGCAAGAUGAGUUAUUGAUACCUCUCUUGGAAAAUACCUUUGUGGUUCUUUCCAUUAGUUCUAAGGAUGGCUUAGGGCCUGAGUUAUCAACUGCAGUUCACCAAACUUGGGAAGACUUAUUCAGUUUUUUGGCUACACUGUUAAGAAAAUGUGGCCAUACCACGCUACCAUCUGUGACUGCAGCCCUUGCAAAGCAUUGGACAACAGUAAUAGAUACAGUAUGUGAAUGCGUGCAUCUCUCCACCAGACAACCUAACUUGUACACGACCUGCUUAUACUUCCUUGCCAUCCUUUUUUCUGAAGAAGGAAAGAGAGAGCUCAGCAAUAAAGACAACGCUUGCUACCACCCAACAGUGGGUUUCCUCCUAGAUGAAGAUGAGAGGAGCCGACCAUCUGUAACCAAACUUUGUGAAUUAUUAAUUCAGAGCUAUGAAGGCAAAUCCUUUCAAGAUGUGCUGAAACGAGUUGCUGCAAGUGCUUUGCUUCCCCUUUUGGCUGUCAGUAAAAGUGCCCAGAAGUGUGCUUUGGAAGCUAAUCUCAUAGAGACCUGCUUGGAGCAGAUGAAACACAUUCAUGCACAAAUGAACCUUGAUUCCUUGAGGCCUGGAAAAGCAAUCCAAAGGAAAAGGGAUGAUAACCUCAGCAAAGAAUUAAAGCUUGUCAUGCAGCUCCUAAGAAAUUGCUUCUUUCGGAAUGAAUACUGCAAAGCAGCAGCUCGUGGAACUCACCUUACCUCUGUUUUCCAUUCUCUGUGGCCGUGGCUUUUAAUGGAUGACUCAUUGAUGCAAACAGCUCUGCAUUUGCUUUGUGUCUACACUGCAAACUAUCCUUCAGGCUGUGGCUCUCUGUGUGUAUCCAGUGGUGGAUUGUCUCCCCUUCAAACAGCCCAAAGAACUGCAGCUGGGAACUCGCUAAUGCAUAGCAUUGUGAAGUUAGCAUCUCAAACUCCAACUGAGAACAGUGUAAUUCAGCAGAUGACCUUUAAUCUACUGGCUAACCUAGUUGUAUCUCAUGACUGUAAAGGGGUUCUUCAGAAGAAUAACUUCCUGCAGAACUUCUUGUCACUGUCAUUGCCCAAAGGAGGAAAUAAAAGCCUUGGUGUGCCGGCUGUUGCUUGGCUAAAGCUCCUGUUGAAUUUAUCGUUUGGAGAAGAUGGGCAGCAAAUGAUUGUGAAGCUGAAUGGUAGCUUAGAUCAACUUAUAGAGAUGGCCAAGUUCAAGCACCGAAGUAAUCCAAACAUAAUCCUUCUGAUUCUGCACAACACCUGCUUUAGCCCAGCCAACAAACCAAAGAUACUAGCUAAUGAUAAAGCUAUUGCAUUGCUAUCGGCCUGUCUGGAAAGUGAUAGCCCUGUAGCUCAAAGAAUAGGAGCGUCUGCACUUUGGGCUUUGCUUCACAAUUAUCAGAAGGCAAAAGUGACUUUGAAGAAUCCAUCAAUCAAAAGAAGAAUAGAUGAAGCCUUUAUUUCAAUAAAGAAAACUCUCCGACAGCAACAAGAAAGCCAGCAGAAUGCCUAUCACUUAAAAUGUCUGGAAACCCUCAUGCAGCUUCUCAGCACUUAACAAAUGCAAUGUAAAUGCAGUGCAUGUCAUAGGACUGGUUUCUGUGAAAGGCACUAGAAACCAAAUAGAGUUUUAAAUUGAUCGUUCUGAGGAAAUUCGCCAUUGCGGAAGAAUGUUAAUUCUUUGGAUUAAUAUUUGAGGAUUCUGUGCAAAAAAAAUUACAAUGAAUGUAUUCAUUUUUCUAGAAACACAGUUCCAAUACUGUGGUGCUACAAGUGGCAGAUGGAAAAAUAGAAUGGAUUUUUAAUUAUGUAAAUUGUAAUUAUGUAAAUAUACUUUUCUCCACAAUGUUUGAGCUUGUAUAAAUAAAGAUGGUACGAAAAGGU